Messenger RNA from Blastocystis hominis, 1044 nucleotides. RefSeq lists its product as hypothetical. Lineage: Eukaryota; Bigyra; Opalinata; Blastocystidae. The record is from RefSeq and is a predicted model, not a curated record. The transcript has 5 exons. Bases 19 to 1029 code for a protein of 336 amino acids. Gene Ontology annotation, molecular function: L-malate dehydrogenase (NAD+) activity. Gene Ontology annotation, biological process: tricarboxylic acid cycle; malate metabolic process; oxaloacetate metabolic process.
AUUGAUCUUUUUCCUCUAAUGUCUGCUGUGAGAGUGUUGGUUUCUGGAGCUGCCGGUAACAUCGGUUAUGCGAUCCUUCCUAUGAUUUGCAACGGAAACGUGUUUGGUUUUGACCAGCCCAUUGAUCUGGUUCUGCUUGAUAUUGAGCCGUGCAUGGGAAAGUUGGAGGGAGUGAAGAUGGAGAUCGACGACUCUGCUUAUCCUCUUGUUAAGAGUGUGACGAAGAGCUGUGUGGCUAUGGAGGCCUUCAAGGGAGUUCAGUACGCCUUCCUGAUCGGAGGUUUCCCCAGACUGAAGGGAAUGCUCCGCAAGGACCUGAUUGCCAAGAACACUGCUAUCUUCAGCGAGACUGGAAAGGCAAUUGACGCUGUUGCUGACAAGAACAUCAAGGUGCUGGUGGUCGCCAAUCCCGCCAACACCAACGCCCGUGUGCUGAUGGAGCACGCCCCCUCGAUUCCUCGCGAGAACUUCUCCGCCAUGACCCGCCUGGACGCCAACCGUGCCAAGUCUCUCCUGCGCGAGACCGCCUCCAAGAAGCUCGGCCGUGACAUUCCUCUGACCGCGGUCAAGAACAUCAUCAUCUGGGGUAACCACAGCGACACCCAGUUCCCCGACGUGAACUUCGCCACGGUGGAGGGCAAGCCUGCUCGCGAGGUCGUGGGCGACGACGCCUAUCUGGACGGCGAGUUCCUCACCACGGUCCAGCUCCGUGGAAAGGCCGUCAUCGCCGCUCGCGGACUGUCCAGCGCCUGCUCGGCGGCCAAGGCGGCGUGCGACCAUAUGCGGGAUUGGGUCCAGGGCACCGCGGAGGGAGAGUACAGCAUCAUGUCGGUGUGCUCGGACGGAAAGCACUAUGACGUGCCCGAGGGACUGAUCUUCUCGUUCCCGGUGACGGUGAAGGACGGAAAGUGGUCGAUUGUGGAGGGACUGGAGCUCGAUGCUCGGAGCAAGGAGUUCUUUGCCAAGACGAUCGCUGAGCUGCAGGAGGAGAAGGUGGCUGCUGAUGAGUUCCUUGCUGGACAACAGUAAGUUUUUAUGUAAUGU